UUCUCGCUGACUGCUCAAGCUCUGUGAGGGCUUUUUGAGCAUCCGGGAAGCAAAACAUGCAGAUCUUCGUCAAGACCCUCGGCGGGGCCAGCCUCCCCCUGGAGGUGUCGCCCGCCACCUCCAUCACGGCCGUCAAGGCCGCGGUGGAGGCGCAGGAGUUCCUCCCCGCCGCCCUCAUGCGCCUCAACCACGGCAACGCCCAGCUCAGCUCGGGCUGCCUGGCUGACGCCGGCAUCGAGGAGGCCGACACCCUGACCCUCCUGCUGGACGUCAGGGGCGGCAUGCGCGCCAAGUGGCGCAAGAAGCGCAUGCGCCGCCUCAGGCGCAAGCGCCGCAAGAUGCGCCAGCGCGCGCGUUAAGCGCCACACGCGUAGGAGCACAUGCAGUCGUGGAGGGGAGAUAGACUGAUGCUGUCGUCGUUCUUAGGAAAUGGAGGAGGCGUUCGCUUCGUGUUCCCUUUGCCACUGUGUCUGUUGUGUGCGUGCGUGCGCGGGGGAGCCUGGGCUUGUCGACAUAUUUCAACUUGCGGUUUGGUCGGCAUGGCGCAGUGGGACGACUUGUUGAGCCGUGUUACUUUCGUUUUGUCAGCUGUCGCCCUUUCAGUACGCAGUGGGUUGGAUGAAAUGAUCAAUCACGGUGCCGAUAGUGGCUGAUUGUGUUGUGUCCGAAAAUGCCAAUGUUGAUGUGUCUGCUCGCGGGCAUCUCUUGGUUGCGUUUUCCGGCUGUGUCGGGAGGCGUGUCCUUGUCUGGGGUGUAAGGCGAGGCGAUCUGCGGACGUUGCACACCGAGUUCGCAACGGUGUUUUUUUGCUUGCGUUGGUGUCGUCGCAAGACUUUGCUGUCGUCUAGAAGAAAAUAUCGUCGAACUAUCUACUUUCCGUUUCUUGUUUUCGCCCAAUCGUAUCGCGUCCUCGCACGACGGUGCGUGUGUGUAGGAAAAUGUCCCUCACGGUGCUUUCUGCGGGCGCCUUUGCCCCGCUUGCUGCCAUGCAUUCGCCAGAUGAACCUAGGCUUGUGUAUAAGGAUACCGUGUGCUCCCACAGCUGAAAUGCAUGCUGUCCACCUCACAACAAGUUGCGAAACAUCGUGUUGCGUGAUGUUCAGGGUUAUCAUCCUCCCAACGAGUCUGUACUGCAA
Ectocarpus sp. CCAP 1310/34 is the source of this 1136-nucleotide messenger RNA. The record is from the annotation of a GenBank genome assembly. Lineage: Eukaryota; Phaeophyceae; Ectocarpales; Ectocarpaceae.